AUGAAAGCUCAUGAUGAAAUCAGAUUGGUGUUGAUAAACCAAGAAGAAACGAUGAACAAAAUGAAGAAUGAAGCUCAUGAUAAUUCUAAAGUGUUUGAACUUCUGACAGCAGAGAUAUCUUCAUUGAAUGUGAAGAUAAAGAAUUUGGAAGAUGUGAAUCAGACGCUAAAUCAGCUUCUCAGUGAAAUGAGUGAAGCUUCUUCGAAUGAAAUGAAGGUGAUAAAGCUUGAAAUGGAAGCAAUGAAGGCCGACAAAGUGAUGAAAGACAACCAAAUUAGCAUGUUAACUGCCAUCAUUGAAAGUCACUUAAAAAUUGAUAUUCAUGCUGCUUUCAAUGAAGUUGAAGUAAAAAGAGCUGAAGAGCGUAGAGUUGAACGAGAAAGACUGCUAGCUCAAGAAGCAACAGAUAGAAGAAAGAGUGUGGUUGUAGAUGUUGUUGGUUCAUCAAGUCAGCCUGAAGCUAGAGGAUCGUCAUCUCAAGAAGACAUUGAAAUGGUUGAUGUUGAAAAUGUUCAAGAGCAAGAUGUUGAAGCAGGCCAAGACUUUAUGCUGGUUGGUGAGUCUUCUAAACUCUUUAAUGUUAAUGAUGUUCUUAGGAGAGUGAAUGUUAUUCAAAGGAAAAGAAAAGCAAGAGAAGUAUUGUUGUUGGAAUGGAAGACGAAGCGGUUUGUACUUGUUGGUGAAGCUUCCUCAAUGCCUUAUAGCGCUAAAGAAAUUGCUCGUCAAAUGAAGAUUAAAGAAAGGCGAAGAAAGGCUAAGAUAGCACGUGGAGAAAUUGUCGAUGAUGAUUCUGAUAUAGAAUUGUUUGGUGACGAAGAAGAAGAUGAAGAUGAUAAUGAUGAUGAUAAGAAAGAUGACAAGCCUAAUGAUAAAGAUGAUAAGGGUGAUUAUGACAAUGAUCAGGGUGCUUCUGGUUUAUUGAUUGGGAAUCCAAAUGUUCAAGAAAGAAUUAAAGAAUUGAUGAAUGAUGAAAUAACCGAACAGGAGGAUGAUUCACAAAAUGAAGCCUCAUCAUCCGGAAAACAACAUGCAGAUCAGGUAUUUCUUUCAAACCCUACUGUUAUUUAUCUGAAUGCUCAACAAGAGGGGGAGAUUGAGAUUCAGAGAACAAGAGCUUAA
Messenger RNA from Helianthus annuus (common sunflower), 1119 nucleotides. RefSeq names its product MATH and LRR domain-containing protein PFE0570w-like. The record is from RefSeq and is a predicted model, not a curated record. The transcript has a single exon. NCBI's taxonomy places the organism in Eukaryota, Viridiplantae, Streptophyta, Magnoliopsida, Asterales, Asteraceae. The coding region runs from base 1 to 1119 and encodes 372 amino acids.